AGGCGGAAGUUAGCAACGACGCGAGGCAAAAGGGCGAAGGCGACGACGUGCAAUCGACUUAAAACAUUGAAAAUGUUGAAAGAGUUGGUGAAUUAGCGACUCAUGGCGGCGGCUGAUGAAAUAUUGGCGCUGUUUGAAAGAACGAUAGCGUCCUACGAGGACGAACUUUCCAGAACGAGAGAGGAGAACGAGCGACGUCGACAACAACUGGAAGCUGUUAACAGUACUCACACUGUGUUACACAUUGAAGACGUCCAGCAGAUGAUUGGUCGUCCAGAAGAACAUCCCCCUCACCUGGAGGAGGGGAGCUCCGCUUUGAAGCAGGAGGAACCCCAGCCCCCACACGUUAAAGAAGAGGAGGAGGAACUCUGGAUCAGUCAGGAGGGAGAGUGUCUUCUUGGGUUACAGGAGGCUGAUCUCACCACGUUGCCAUUGAAUGUCGUCUCUGUAAAGGUUGAAGAGCUCGAAGACAAACCAUCUGAGUCCUCACAGCUGCUUGGGGCGGAGCCUCCAAGCAGCAGCGCAGGAUCCCAAGCAGACAAGCUCUUAGCUCCACCAUCAGAUAGCGAGCACACAAAGUCAUGCUCUCCUGAGGAUGGAGAAGCCUUGAGCAGUGAUGCAGAUGGUGAAGGUGAUGUGAGGACUCACACUGACAGCAAACACUCUGAAUGCUCUGAAAAGAAGACGGGUAUCAAACAGGCGACCUGCUCAGUUUGUGCUAAAAGCUUUUCUAAAAAGGCCAAUUUGAAUCGACACUUGCAGACACACACAGGAGAAAAACCUUUCAUGUGCUCCGUUUGUAGUAAAAGAUUCUCUCUCAAUGCAACGAUGGUAUCGCACAUGAGGACGCACACUGGAGAAAAACCUUUCACUUGUUCAGUUUGCGGUAAAAGUUUUUCCCAUAAGCGCUAUUUGACUCAACACAUGCGGACGCACACGGGAGAAAAACCUUUCAUGUGCUCCAUUUGUAGUAAAAGAUUCUCUCUGGGUGCAACCAUGCUAUUACACAUGCGAACGCACACGGGAGAAAAACCCUUUAGUUGCUCAGUUUGUGCUAAAAGUUUUACACAAAAGGUAGGCAUGGUAGCACACAUGAGAAAACACACCGGCGAAAAACCCUUUAGCUGCUCCGUUUGUGCUAAAACGUAUUCUUACAAGAAAAGUUUGACAGCACACAUGUUGACGCACAACGUAGAAUAAACCUUAUCUACUCAUCACAUGAUAGAAGUGUGAUGUCACAUGACAACGUAGAAUAAACCUUGUCUACUUAUCACAUGAUAGAUGUUUUAAAAAAAAAAAGGUGUUCCUCUAUGGAAGGAAGGCAGUGACAAGCACCUUCCAGUUCACACACGCCUGCCCCCUUCAGGGUGACAGGGUAAUGCCAUUGCCUCCCGUGUGACAUUUCCGUGUGCUGUGGUGCCUCGCAUGCACCGCUUAACGCACUUUUCUGUUAACAUCCCCAAAAAAAUGUUUUUGCUAAACUGUCACCUUGGCUUGCGUUCGCCCGCUUGUUUAGCUUACGCCGCCAUCUUGGGUCACAUCCAUUGUCAUCUAUUGCUUCAACCCGCUGAAUACAUGUUUAUUUUGUUCAUUGGUGGUUUA
Messenger RNA from Dunckerocampus dactyliophorus (ringed pipefish), 1602 nucleotides. Its product is annotated as zinc finger protein OZF-like. Gene Ontology annotation, cellular component: nucleus. The record is from RefSeq and is a predicted model, not a curated record. Lineage: Eukaryota; Metazoa; Chordata; Actinopteri; Syngnathiformes; Syngnathidae. The coding region runs from base 103 to 1200 and encodes 365 amino acids. The transcript is spliced from 2 exons.